CGGCGGCGCGGGCCCGGCCCCGUGUGGUGGCUGCGGGAAGGGCCGGGCCGGGACUGCCCGGGGGAAGCCCGGUGGCGGCUGGAGCCGGGCCCGGGGAUCCCCCGGCCGCGGGAUCGCCCCGAGAGGCGGCACAGGAAAACACAUCCAUAGGAUGGAGUUAGAGCACCUGAGUAGGCUGCGUCAGGCCAACAAGGACCUUCUACAAAAGCUAAGAAUGAAGCAGGAAGAGAUCAGAAAAAGUCUUCCCAGCAAGCCACUUAUUCCAGCAUCUCUUCCUAAUGUAGCAACUACGAAAAGAUCUGUCCCCUUGCCCAAGAGAGGGAAGGAAAAUCAAGUUGAUGCUGUGUCUACUCAACAUGAUCCUGCAACGUUGGUCUCUGUGGAACCCAGAGCUUAUGCAGCCAGAGCAGCCCUUUGUUCCUCACUCAAACGCAGCAGAAAUGACAGAGGGGUGCAGCAACAAAUGAAGGUGCAGGAAUUAGUAGGUUUGGAUUCCAGCUCUUCUGAUAAAGAGAAGAAUGUUAUGCCUGCGUCUGCAAUCAUUGCAUGUGGUAGAGAAACCUGCAGAGUGGAUAGGUAUGGCCAGGAUCAAGAAAGUGCAGAGAACGAAACUUUCCUUCUGGGACAUGGAGAGAACAAAAACCAGUCCACUCUUCCACAUGGUCUCAAUGAGAAAAAACAACCUAAGGCUCACUUGGACCUAUCACUGAACAAAAAACAAAGUGAAGAGACCAGCAAUGAGCCCAUAACCCCUAAAUCAAUCCUGCUGACAUCUCAAUCCAAAGAGUGGAAGAAGGAAGUUGCUCAUGUGACUUUUCAGUCUGAGCCUGAAGAAUACGCCUUGCCUAUGAGUAGCUGGUCCGUGUGUCCAUUCCUGGGCUAUGACUGGAUUGCAGGGCUUCUAGAUACAGACUCUUCAGUAGCACAAAAAUCCGAUCAAUAUUUUGCUGAGCUGCAUGAGUUCCGACAGGCCAACAAAGAAGCAUGUAUCCAUGAGCAGCACCUGGAGCCCAAGGCUCUGGAUUACAUAAUUCCUGAACAAGAACAAGAUUUGAUAACCAGUUCCCAUAAGUGUGUUUACUGUUACCGAUUAAACCAGCGCCUCUUCACUGUCCCUGUGGAUUCAGAAUCUGCCUGUCCCGUGUGUAAGAUGCCACGUGCCCACCAGCCCCCAGAGACACUGGAAGAGCCAGCCUAUGUCAGGGUCAGCAUUCCUAGGUCUACUCUUCUGCCUGCCUACAAAUACAAAGCUCAUCGCAGGAAUAGCUUUGAACCAGCAGACAGUCUAGCGUUACCCUCGCAUUGCCUGGUUGGCUGGGAAAACAUCAUCCCUUCCAGUAACUCCACACUCAGCAAUUUGGAUCUGCGAGCUUCACUGGAAGAGAAGCCUUCUCGCCAUCCUCGCGUGAACUUGGUGUCCAGAGUGUCAGGAGGAACCAGAACUGACCAGCUUCUAAACCUGACCCGUUCAACACUCUUCAGAUUUAGCAAGGCUUCUCAGCAGAGGGAGCAAACCAAACCUGGACACUACAGAGCAGCUCCAGAUUUAAAUAGUACUACCUCAACUGUGAACCACUGACUUGUUUGCCUUGGGGAGGGGGUGGAGGUGGGGAGUGGACAAAUUAAUUUGGUUAAAAAUAAAUCUUGAACAAGAGAUUUUUUUCUAAUUUUCAUAGUCCCGUGUCUCUGUCAGCAACCAAUACACAUACCUCAAUGUACCAACCCUCAUAACCCUCAUAUAUGUCUUUUCACUUUUCUUUUUGUGAAUUUUGCAGCUACUUCUAAGCAGAUGCAUGAGCUUUCCUCCUUGGGGCUGCAUAAAGAGUUGAGAACAGGAAAACUAGGAGAGGCAUAGCAACAGAUACGCAUAGAGUUCACCUGCCGCCUCGAUUAAGUGAACCAGAAAUGUAAGUUUAGCUUUGAAUGCAAGGGCAAGGAAUUAGUCUAUGAAUGGCCAGGUUCAGUGGGAUGCAUACAAAUAUGCUUAUUUCCAAACACUUGAAACAUGACACACAAUUUGCUAGUGCCUUAGACUUGAGUUACUCAACAAUUUAGUUAAAACAAAAAAAAUCCAGUCAAUUUUCAGUUCAAUGUCUCUAGCUGUAGGAGGGUGUAUUACACCAGAGAAAUAAACCUGAAAAAUGACAUUAAAAUAAAAGAUUUUAUUACUCAGAAAGCCAGAAAAUGCCUUAAGAUGUUUUCAAAUUAUGCUUACCUCUGUUUUUGCAAGUUUUUUGGAGAUCAGCCAAAAAACUUUGUGGAGUUUUAAAAACUAUACCAGAACAAAGUGUAUGAUGUGAUACGAUUUUUUUGAACUUCAUAAAAUGAUCUUACUUUCCUUAUUUAAAAAUGGUUAAAUGGAUGUCUUAUUUUGUCUUCAGUAAGCCUCAAACAGAAUUUCCUGCCUUAAGAAUUCUGUAAGUUACUGUGAAAUCUUUACUAGUAAUUGCAUUCAGAAGCUUUGGUUUAAAUUUAUUUCUGGGAGUUAACAUGACAGAAGUUCUUGGGUUUACACCAAUGACGUUUUUGGCUUCUUGCUAUUCAGUGUUAUUUACUUACAUGUUCAAUACUUAAUUUAGAAAUUAAAUGUGCGAUUAGACUUUUUUAAGCAAGGAAGGAAUGUUGCAAGUUUAUGAAAACAAUGUGAGACUGUUGGAAUGGAAAG
Cygnus atratus (black swan) is the source of this 2665-nucleotide messenger RNA. RefSeq names its product migration and invasion inhibitory protein (gene MIIP). The transcript has 10 exons. Bases 152 to 1579 code for a protein of 475 amino acids. Gene Ontology annotation, biological process: negative regulation of G2/M transition of mitotic cell cycle; negative regulation of cell migration. Lineage: Eukaryota; Metazoa; Chordata; Aves; Anseriformes; Anatidae. The record is from RefSeq and is a predicted model, not a curated record.